CCGGGCCUGGCGGGCGCCCGCCGGGGGCUGCGGCCGAGGAGCCGAGCGCGCCCCGCAUCGGAGCGGCCCGAGCACGCGCGAGGAGGGGACCGAGACGGACGACAGCGAGGCCCCGAGGAGCCCGGAGAUGUCGCGUGUGCUCCGCAUCCUGCUCGGAUAUCUAUUCCCAGCCCUCCUGUUGCACGGGCUGGGAGAGGGUUCAGCCCUCCUUCAUCCAGACAGCAGAUCACAUCCUCGGUCCUUAGAGAAAAGUGCCUGGAGGGCCUUUAAGGAGUCACAGUGCCAUCAUAUGCUCAAGCAUCUCCACAAUGGUGCUCGGAUCACUGUGCAGAUGCCCCCAACCAUCGAAGGCCACUGGGUGUCCACAGGCUGUGAAGUGAGGUCGGGGCCAGAGUUCAUCACAAGAUCUUACAGAUUCUACAACAAUAAUACCUUCAAGGCCUACCAGUUUUACUAUGGCAGCAACCGCUGCACAAAUCCCACCUAUACGCUUAUCAUCCGAGGCAAGAUCCGUCUGCGCCAGGCAUCCUGGAUCAUCCGUGGGGGCACUGAGGCUGACUACCAGCUCCAUGGCGUCCAAGUCAUCUGCCAUACAGAGGCAGUUGCUGAACAACUCAGCCGACUAGUGAACCGAACUUGCCCAGGCUUCCUGGCUCCUGGUGGUCUCUGGGUACAGGACGUAGCCUAUGACCUGUGGCAAGAAGAGAGCAGCCACGAAUGCACGAAGGCUGUGAACUUUGCCAUGCAUGAGCUGCAGCUCAUCCGUGUGGAGAAGCAGUAUCCCCACCACAGCCUGGACCACCUGGUAGAGGAGCUCUUCCUGGGCGACAUCCACACUGAUGCUACCCAGAGGGUGUUCUACCGGCCAUCCAGCUAUCAGCCUCCCCUGCAGAAUGCCAAGAACCACAACCAUGCCUGCAUAGCCUGUCGGAUCAUUUACCGCUCUGACGAACACCACCCUCCCAUCCUGCCCCCUAAGGCUGACCUGACCAUUGGCCUGCAUGGGGAAUGGGUGAGCCAGCGCUGUGAGGUGCGCCCCGAAGUCCUCUUCCUCACCCGCCACUUCAUCUUCCAUGACAACAACAACACCUGGGAAGGACAUUACUACCACUACUCAGACCCUGUCUGCAAACACCCCACAUUCACCAUCUAUGCUCGAGGCCGCUACAGCCGCGGUGUGCUCUCCUCAAGGGUCAUGGGUGGCACAGAGUUUGUGUUCAAAGUGAAUCACAUGAAGGUCACUCCCAUGGAUGCAGCCACAGCCUCCCUCCUCAAUGUCUUUAGUGGAAAUGAGUGUGGGGCUGAGGGCUCCUGGCAAGUGGGUAUCCAACAGGACGUGACACACACCAAUGGCUGUGUGGCUCUGGGCAUCAAACUACCUCACACAGAAUAUGAGAUCUUCAAAAUGGAGCAAGAUGCCCGUGGCCGCUACCUGCUGUUCAAUGGCCAGAGGCCCAGUGAUGGCUCCAGCCCAGACAGGCCCGAGAAGAGGGCAACAUCCUACCAGAUGCCCUUGGUCCAGUGUGCCUCGUCCUCACCGAGAGCUGAAGACUUGGAAGACAGUCGAGCCCAUCUGUUUGGCAGGGCAGCGGGGAGGACAGCUGGGCCCCUGCUGCUUACUGCCUUUGCCUGCCUUUGGACUCUACCACAUUGGAGCAUCCUCCGAUAGGAGAUAUUUUCUAAACCUAGACUCUUUACCGUUUAUGACUGUUCUUCACACAGAGAAAGGACGUUGAUUCUUUUGAUGCACUUGAAUGCCUGAGAUCUGCCAUUGCCUUACCCCUGUUCCCUCUUCCAGCCUCUGAGUCAUGGGCAGUGGGUUUGAAGUUUCAGCUCUGAAUUUCUUCCCUCCUGAUCCCUGGCCUGAGAGCUUCAUAGCAGUGAUUGCACUUUAAGUCUGCAGAGAGUUGGAGCUAGUGUGUUUAGGAGUGGCAGCAAGGGUGGUUGCUAGCCUCUUACCUCUGUCCCCCCACUUCUGUAUGUAGCUGAGUUUUAAAGAGAAAAAUGUCAGGCUGCAGCUUUCUCUGCCAUGGCUUCUCUUAUUUCUCCGAACCCCUUCCAUACUCCAAGUUUUCUGCACUGGAAUCCAGUGAAGAGUUGGCUUGGGACUGCUGUCAAGACCCUGUGUAUUAAUACAGAAAAGAUAUGGGUAUUGGUAUGUACAUAAGACAAGAUGCAAGGUUCAGCUCAAUCAUUGUUCCAGCCUUAAUGCCAAUCAACACUUCCGGGUAAGUUGAGUAGAGAGGUGUCUGCAAAGCUUCAAAGUGAUUUAAAUUGUGUUUACUAGCACCAGUUUUCACUUGUUGAGCAAAGAGGUGUGCCAUAUGCUUGGUUUGGUGACUCGGAUUACAGCCUGCUGCUUAACCCUCGGAGUAGACUGGUCCAGUUGGGAAAAUCAGAAAAGCCUCCUGUUCCAGGCAGUCAGGGGAGCAGUGCAGAGGGCAGCUAUGAUGUGGUCAGUGCCACAGGAGAGAUAAGCAAAUCUGUGGUAGUUUUCUCCAGGUGAGGCACCUGUGUCCUGGCUCACACUGUGGUUGGGAUGGGGAGAAGAACCCCACCACCCCGCUGCCAUCUUCAUACACACGGAGACAGAGCUUUCCAGUGCUCCAGUGGCUUACGGAUGAAAGAGGACUGGGUGGCACUCAUCCACACCGGGGACCCACUCUGCUAGAUGCUAUCUCUGUACAACAUGGAGUCUUUAUGAGCGGUCACUCUUGUUGUUAGAUAUCCUGGCUUGAUUUGGUGUCCUCUCUGCAUUUACUCGGUUCUGCCAUGGCUGUGAGUUCCAAAGCCAUCUUAUUCAGCGGUGGCUGCUUCACAGUCUUCAGGAAGGAGGAGGGGGUGGCUGCCCAUCCCUUCGUGUUAUUGCCUCUGGUGCUAUUACCACCAAGUGCUAUGGCUCGCGGAGACCCACGCGGGCAAGGGGUGAGAAACAGAAAGCCUAGAUGUGACUGAAAGCAGGACAUGGAGACCACCACGAUCCAGGAGAAGAGUCGGUCAUGUGUUUUUAAGAAUUCACUUUAUGAAGCUGUUGCAUUCAGUGUGGUGUUAAGUUAUAAGGAUGGCAUGGAGUACCAGAGUGCUUUAUAUUUAGAUUAUAUUUUCAGUCAUGGUGCAUACUUGAGGGGUUUUAUCCAAAAUGAAAAUACUAACUUAAUGUCUACUAAGUUUAAUAAACAAAGAAUUUGGAAGUAA
Messenger RNA from Peromyscus californicus insignis, 3195 nucleotides. RefSeq names its product APC down-regulated 1 (gene Apcdd1). The transcript is spliced from 5 exons. The record is from RefSeq and is a predicted model, not a curated record. Bases 128 to 1669 code for a protein of 513 amino acids. Gene Ontology annotation, molecular function: Wnt-protein binding. Gene Ontology annotation, biological process: negative regulation of Wnt signaling pathway. Gene Ontology annotation, cellular component: plasma membrane. Lineage: Eukaryota; Metazoa; Chordata; Mammalia; Rodentia; Cricetidae.